ACCCAGCAUAACAAUAUACCUUACGCUGUAUACAUAGCGACAUCCGAGCGGUCGUUCAUGGUCGACAUCCAGGGUCGACAUUCGGGGUCGACAUCUUAACCAUUAUAGAGCGGCGACAACCUGUUGGUACUUUGGAGAAAGGACAGUCUUUUCUGAGGAGAGGGCCACUCCAUACUGCUGCAGUACAAGUGGCCACAAUGAAAAGGGGCAAAUAAAAUAUGAGCUCAAAGAGUAAAAAGGACAAAAAACGAAGCAAGUUAGACCAACUUCUUCACAUUGAUCAUAGCGACGUCUACUUCGAAAACGAGCGACUAGACACAGAACUAGCUCGAACAAUCGAGCAACUAUGCAAGGACUUCCACCGCGUUACUUCGCAGCAUGAACUGGAUAUCGUUGAUCAAAAAGAGACCAUUGUCGGCCUAAAAGCAAUACAGAGCACAUCAGAACACCCACUCCUAGCCCCAUCUACCAACAAACAACGCCGUCCACGUCCGAAAACGAAAAAGAAGAAAGAUUCAGACUCAGAAGACUCAUGGGCUGGUGAUUCUGAUUCUUCCGAGGAUUUUUCAUUCAGGAAACCUACAGGUAAAACCCGAUCCCUGCCGAACGGUGGGGCAAACGAAGAGGAAGACGAAAGACAGAGAGUUGCGAGGCUACGUCGCAUCAAUAAAAACAAAAGAAAGAAAUUUCCGAAGGAGUGGUAUACGUCUGUUCUCCCAGCGACCGACGUCCCAAUUCCUCGGAUUCGCAGACAACAAUCGGCUCCACCAGGUACAAAAGGACAAAGGCCCUCAACCAAUUUGAAUUCUAGGGCAAAAUCAUCGAACCCAUUUCAUAGAACCAUGUCAACUACAACAAUAUCAAGCCGCCCGGAAUCAGAGGGUGGACUAAGGAUUAUAUGUGAUAAACCUGUAAAACCCGUUGUCAUGUCGUUACGUAAACUGAAGGAAAUAUCCCACGUAGACAACUUAGCAGAUAGAAUACCAAACAAACGGGCCAUUCGACAGCAGGGUCUUCUACAAGCAACGAAAGCACGUCGGGAAGAGCUAGAUGAUGAAGUGAAAAGCUUCAUAAAAACAAUUGACGAUAAAAUCCUUAAGGAUGAAGAGGAUAUUAAAGAGAAGGAGGCUGAAAAGGACUCGGAAGCCAUGUAUGCGGAAUUACUAAGUCCUCCUGACCAGCCACCAUAACAAAUAUCUUAACUAGUCGUCUGGGAUAUAAUAUCAUUAAGAGUUUUGUGAGGUGCAUGGUUCGUGUCUCAAACGUCAUAUGAACGCUUUAUUUUUAAAAAUUGACUUUAUUAUGUGCAGAUAACAUUUGUUACCAGCAUCAUGUGAACGUUUUGUUUCAUAAUGUGAGCUUUGUAUGUGGUACCAUUGUCACGUACACGUUUUGUUUCAUAAAGUGAACUUUGUACAUGGUACCAUGGUCAUAUGAACGUUUUGUUUCAUAAAGUGAACUUUGUACAUGGUACCAUUGUCUUGUGAACACCCUUUGCACUAUAAUCAACGGUUGAAUUGAGCUGUAGAAAUACAUUGCAUGGCCAUGGAUCUUGGUGUGUCAAUCGGUGCUGAUAGAUCUUAUAUUAAGUUGUGUUCUGUCACACUAAGGUUUGUCAAGUCUACCAUCACGUAUACAAGUAAUUGUACUCAUUUUUAUGGUACAAUCAUGUAUAUGAGUAAUCGUAAACAUUUUGUAAUCAGGGAAUGAUUUCCUAUUUGUGCCUUUUGUUUUUUUGUUUUAUGUAUCAAAUUAAAUAGGAAAUAAAACGAAU
Messenger RNA from Pecten maximus, 1774 nucleotides. RefSeq lists its product as uncharacterized. The record is from RefSeq and is a predicted model, not a curated record. The transcript has 2 exons. Bases 219 to 1190 code for a protein of 323 amino acids. Lineage: Eukaryota; Metazoa; Mollusca; Bivalvia; Pectinida; Pectinidae.